This is a messenger RNA of Lentinula edodes (shiitake mushroom), 1920 nucleotides long. RefSeq lists its product as uncharacterized. The record is from RefSeq and is a predicted model, not a curated record. Bases 1 to 1920 code for a protein of 639 amino acids. The transcript has a single exon. Lineage: Eukaryota; Fungi; Basidiomycota; Agaricomycetes; Agaricales; Omphalotaceae.
AUGCCACAGGUCAACAGAGCGGAGAUCAAAGCCAGUUGGCGAUCGGCCCUGAGGUCCAGCGAAAUGACGGUAUAUAGCCAACAGUUCCAGUCGCUCCAGCCUUUGGUAAACACCAACUACCAGCAAAGCCAAAGCUCGCAGUUCCACCAGGGACAGUACCUUGCCGGUGCUCAGCAAGCUUAUGGUCAACCGUUCCACCUGACAGCUCAAGAUCGAGUGCGAUAUGUUGCCCGGUCCGAGAAGGUUGCUAGACUGAAGCAGGCAAUGAGGCUACAGCGGUUGAGGCACGAAAAACUGAUGAUCGCAUACCGACGGUAUCUAGCUUUCCAUCGACAGCAGCAGCACCAACUCGCUCCCACUGUGCCGCAAAUAUGGUAUCAGCCAUACCAAAAUCUGAACGGGACGUAUCAACAGUCCGGGGUUCCUUCGUAUCAAGGCGAAAUGCCUUCCGCGCAGAUUGAGACUCCGGGGUCGUCUUAUUUUCAACCAUCGCAUCAGAGUUUCGCAGCAUCCUCUUCCACCUCGACUACCUUGUAUUCUGCUCCUACUCUCGACUCUACGACUCCGAACUCAAAUUCACGAGAUUUCUGGUCUCAGAACGGUAUGAUGCUAGACUCGGACAGGGGAGUCCAGGCAGUUCCUGCCCAGCAGCAAGAGCAAGAACAUGGUGUACAACAGCCUCAGCCCCAGUUCAUUCCUCAAUCCGCCACCUUCGACUUUACGUUCCAAUCUCAGGACAUCCAGGGUAUUAGAGACGUCCAUUCACGGGUUGAGCAAGCGAUGGCAAUGCAGAGUGAGAAUGGUCAAGAGGUCGACAUUGGGGAUGAGAGCGAUGAUGAAUCCCUGUUUGGGGGCGAAGGCGGAUACGGAGAAGAAGAAGAAGGGUUCGCAUUGCCUGGUUCUAAGGAUGCAACCGUUCUGAUACCGACAGUAAAUGGGAUUGAAGUGGGAGAUGAUGAUGACUUUCUCUGCGCCGCUUUCUCAACGGAUGAACCGGCGCCGGGACUGCCGCCUGCUGCUAUCAUUCGGGCGAAACCCAAGUUAACCAAGGCAGCCUCGAUAUUCGACUUGGAGGCCGAACUCCAGAAGAAUUACGACUUGUUGAAGUCCCCUUCGCCUUCUCCUGCCAGCAUGCCUGCGAGUAAACUUUCGAAAAGCCCUGCCGGCUCCACCAAGCGGAAGACUAAAAAACGAGGAACAAGCGAAAAGAAACCAGCCCAUGAAACGAUUCCCCAAUCGAGUGGCUCGUCCAUACUUGGUAAACAUCCUCGAGAAAUGACAAACUCUGAGCUCGAUGACCCGAAUUUAGUAUGGAUCCAUCCAGACGAACUUUCCGUAGAACUAAUAAGGAGACACUAUGGCGUUCAAUUGAUUAAGGUCCCGGAUUGUCCCUCUGGCGUUGUUUGUUGUUUACCCCCACUCCAAUAUACGCACGAUGAUCAAGGACAGGUGGUCAACGUCGUCGAGGAGGAUACCACGGAGACUAUGUCGAUCACCUCCAAACGAAAAAUCUGCUCGUUCGCAAUAGACACUGCAACGCCUGUGGAGGUCGAGCUACACUUCCACUGCCAUCGAAUUGCGACCGAGAACAAGAUGAGGGCUUUUCAUGCUGCUGGAUUACAUAGCACGUAUCAGUGCAUGUGGCACUACGACGAACGGGAUAAAACUGAAAUCCAAGGACGAGCGCGGGGAUUCCGCCGGGGAAUCUUCUGCCACGAGGUAUCCUUCACCAAAAGCAGCUCGUUCAACACGUAUGGCGCGCUGGCUCGACACUGGAACACACAUGCAGCACACAAGUUGUUGCAGCGAUUCUGUCCGCUACUAGGAUGCAAUGAGGUUAUUUCGACAGAAGGGAGGAGUGGAUUGGGGGAACAUAUGAGAGAGUGUCAUACUCAGUAUAUGUCGGGGUAUUAUUUCUAG